Molecule: messenger RNA, 501 nt
Organism: Helobdella robusta
Lineage: Eukaryota; Metazoa; Annelida; Clitellata; Rhynchobdellida; Glossiphoniidae
Exons: 4
Coding region: 1-501 (166 amino acids)
Source: RefSeq, a predicted model, not a curated record
AUGCCCCAUAGAUUCAGUUGUAAGGUUAAAGAACAUCAAGUAUUCUCGAAUUUUUUGGAGUGCUCAAGUGAUGAUGUUAAAGCAGUUAUUUUGAAAGCCCCUCCGACAACAUGUAUGCUAGAUCCCAUCCCGACGAGUCUUUUCAAUAAACACAUUGAACUGAUUUUGCCGUACUUGACGGAUUUGAUCAAUAUGUGUUUGAAAACUGGAAGUUAUCCAAUGAUUUUUAAAAAAGCAAUUGUUUCACCUCUAUUGAAGCAACCAUCGUCCGAUACAAAUGAGUUGAAGAGUUUUCGUCCUGUGUCAAAUUUGUCGUUUAUAGCAAAGAUUGUUGAAAGGGUGCGCUCCUCAAUGAAUUUUGAAAACAGAUGGGUCUUGAGAUCCGCUCUGAACUUCGCAAGUGAUAGAGAAGUAGUCAGAGAAGUAGCCAGUGUAAGAGAACAAGAUAUGGAGAUAUAUGAGAAAAGAAAGGGGCACGAGCAACUAGACGAGCAGAGUUAA